Wasmannia auropunctata (little fire ant) is the source of this 2393-nucleotide messenger RNA. Its product is annotated as protoporphyrinogen oxidase-like. The coding region runs from base 480 to 1964 and encodes 494 amino acids. The record is from RefSeq and is a predicted model, not a curated record. NCBI's taxonomy places the organism in Eukaryota, Metazoa, Arthropoda, Insecta, Hymenoptera, Formicidae. The transcript has 3 exons. Gene Ontology annotation, molecular function: protoporphyrinogen oxidase activity, oxygen as acceptor. Gene Ontology annotation, cellular component: mitochondrial inner membrane. Gene Ontology annotation, biological process: heme biosynthetic process.
GGUCGGUGCGCGGGAAGCGUCGAGCGAUUUCGAGCGUCGGCGCGAGAUUCCGAGAAAACGGGGUCGAUCCGCGACGACUCCGUCGCGAGGGCAGCCACGAGCUCGCGAUGAUCGCCACCACGCUGCAUGCGCACCGCGGAGUUCGCACAGUCGCAACAGCCUGUUGCAACAUCUCGCGAAACGGCGACGUCAGCCGUUGAUCGAGUCGACCGCGAAAUGCGAAUACGCGAGUCGAUCCCGGGGGGCUGCCGUUAAUCUCCGCGCGUACGAAAUCGUGGAUACGCGUAUAUACGCCCGACGUCGUGUCGUGGCUUCGCGCGUCUAGGACGAAGCGAGUAUAUAACCAUCUUCCACGAUGUAAACACGUGAUCGACGGGGUGAUUUUCGUCAGAUUUUUCGAUGAAUUUGGCAGUCGAUCCCGAACCGCUGACAAGACAUAAAAUUGAGGACCGAGUGAUUACAUAUAUUGAAGUACUGAAAUGACAAUAAUAAUAGGAGGUGGCAUAUCGGGUUUGUCAGCAGCAUAUUAUGCUCUUAAAAAUGCGAAACUUUCAUCUGUAAUUUUACUGGAGGCUUCUAAUCGCCUGGGUGGAUGGAUACGCAGCAGAAGCUCACCAAGCGGAGCGAUCUUCGAGCAGGGACCGAGAAUCGUAAAAAUGGACGACGACCUGGAUGAAAAUCACACGCUUAAACUGGCAAUGGAUCUGCAAUUGAGUGACAAAUUAAUUCGUUUCGGGCCGCUCCACCCCGCGGUGGAGAACGAAUUAAUAUAUAAAAAUAAAAAGCUAUAUGAUAGACCACCCAUCAUCCUCACGUCGAUAGCCAAUAGAUAUGCGUUGAAACACAUCUUAAAGUUGCGCGGACUAUAUCGUCCCAUUAUAAAGAACAUAUGGAUGGACCUGAUGGUUCCUAAAGUAGCCAAAGAAGACGAAAAUGUAUAUAGUUUUUUCGAGAGAAGAUUGGGCAAAAAUUUCACGGAUGACGUGAUCAGCCCCCUGAUGUGUGGAAUCUACGCAGGAGACGCGCACGAGUUAAGUAUAAAGUGCAUCGAGCCGUACAGUAGGGUGUUCGAAGUGGAACAGGAACACGGCUCCAUAUUUAAGCUUAUGGUGAAGAAUUUUUUGGCGGAGCAAUUAUUAAAAAGGUUCUCCGUAAACAAGAACAGUGAGAAGGAUAAUGCGGACGACGGGAUUGCGGCGAGACCUACACACGAGACUUUAGCGGAGACUUUAGCGCUAAGGAUUCUAUACGGGGGAGUGUGGGGCUUGCGGGGCGGACUCGAGCAACUGCCUCAGGCACUGGCCGACGAUGUCAAGAGACGAGGAGCGAAGAUACAGACCGGGAAGAGGUGCGAGAAACUUAUAUUUAAGUCGGAUCACGUGGAACUGUCAGUCAACGGCGAGCUUCAGGAAUGUUCACGCGUCAUCUCGAGCUUGUGCGCGAAGGAUCUAGCUGAGCUGUUGCAGGAGCAACAUCCCGGACUGUCGGCAGAAUUAAAAGCGAUACCUACCGUAACGGUGGGACUAGUCAAUCUUGAAUUCCAGGGAAAUGUGUUGCCCCAGGAGGCAUUCAGCAUUUUUAUAUCUCCGAAGGAGAAUCUACCUCUGCUGAGCGUGACCUUCGAUUCCUGCAUAAACUCGGAGUCUUCCACGGUGUUGAGAGUAAUGAUGGGAGGUCCGUGGUUCGAGAAAUAUUUCGGGCCAAAUCCGUCGGAGGAACAACUAUUGUCGACGGCGAUUAAACACACCAAGAGUAUCUUACAAAUCGACGAGGAACCAGUCGCGCACAAUGUUGCCAUUCUGAAGGACUGUAUCCCGCAGUACGUCGUGGGUCAUAACGCACGUGUAAAACGCAUCUAUAAUUACAUUUUCACGCACAAUAUUCCGCUGGCAUUGUGCGGCUCUUCGUAUCAAGGUCUCGAACUUAAUGACAUCAUUCGGUUAGCCAAACAGGCCGUAACAUAAAUUGCAGAAAAGCAUAUAUAUAUAUGUAUAUAUAUGUAAUAUAUAAAAUUAUAUAAGUAUAUAAAAUUUGCCUGACCAGUCAAAGAAAUUAUUUUUAUAUUUUAUUUCUUAUUUUCUUAUUUUAUUAUUUCUUAUUUUCUUGCAUUAUAUAAAAGCCACUUCUGGAAAGCGGUGUUUUUUUCCCUUUUUUUUUUCUUAUCAAACCAUAUUAUAUAAUUUUUCAGUCGUGCAAAUUUUUAUUUUACUAUUUUAUCGUUUACUUAUUAAAAAUAAAUUUAAUCUGCCUAUUGCUUCUUUUUGUAUAGUUACAUCGUUUAGAAAUAUAAAAUAAAUUUUGCUAUUUAUCUGUAACAAAAGAUAUGUAAUCAAGUAUUUAUCUGCAAAUAAUAUAUAUGUUAUUGCAAAAUAAAGCGACGUUAAAAACGUUAA